Messenger RNA from Synchytrium microbalum, 291 nucleotides. RefSeq lists its product as uncharacterized. The transcript has 5 exons. The record is from RefSeq and is a predicted model, not a curated record. Bases 1 to 291 code for a protein of 96 amino acids. Gene Ontology annotation, biological process: regulation of transcription by RNA polymerase II; positive regulation of DNA-templated transcription; poly(A)+ mRNA export from nucleus. Lineage: Eukaryota; Fungi; Chytridiomycota; Chytridiomycetes; Synchytriales; Synchytriaceae. Gene Ontology annotation, molecular function: chromatin binding; transcription coactivator activity. Gene Ontology annotation, cellular component: nuclear pore; SAGA complex; DUBm complex.
AUGGACGAACAACAAUAUGUGGCAACUAUCGAACAAAAGCUAGCAAGGAGCGGAGAGCGUGAUAGGCUCAAGCAGAGAUUACGGCAAAGGCUAGCGGAAUCAGGAUGGAGAGAUGAUCUCAAGAUAUACUGUCAAGACGUGAUCAAAAAGAAGGGAUUGGCCAAUGUCACGGUAGAAUCUCUAGUUGCUGAAAUAACACCACGAGUACGAGCAUCGGUACCAGAAAACGUCAAGGCUGAAUUGUUGGCUAGUAUUCGAAAGAGUAUAGAAAGCAUGGAUGCUCAGUACUGA